Messenger RNA from Scheffersomyces amazonensis, 741 nucleotides. It is a transcript of the gene RAS1, whose product is annotated as Ras family GTPase. Gene Ontology annotation, cellular component: plasma membrane. Gene Ontology annotation, molecular function: GDP binding; GTP binding; GTPase activity. Lineage: Eukaryota; Fungi; Ascomycota; Pichiomycetes; Serinales; Debaryomycetaceae. The transcript has a single exon. Gene Ontology annotation, biological process: Ras protein signal transduction. Bases 1 to 741 code for a protein of 246 amino acids. The record is from RefSeq and is a predicted model, not a curated record.
AUGUUGAAAGAAUAUAAUUUAGUAGUAGUAGGUGGAGGUGGUGUUGGUAAAUCCGCCUUGACAAUUCAAUUAAUUCAAAGUCAUUUCGUGGAUGAAUAUGAUCCAACCAUCGAAGAUAGUUAUAGAAAGCAAUGUACCAUUGAUAAUGAACAAGUAAUGUUAGAUGUUUUGGAUACUGCUGGUCAAGAAGAAUACAGUAAUAUGAGAGAAUCUUAUAUGAGAGCUGGUCAAGGAUUCUUAUUAGUAUAUUCUAUAAAUUCAAGAAAUUCAUUGGAAGAAUUAAAUUCAUUUUAUGAACAAAUUUGUCGUGUCAAAGAUAGUGAUAAUGUACCUGUUAUAGUUGUUGGUAAUAAAUGUGAUUUGGAAAUUGAAAGACAAGUUAGUUAUGAUGAAGGUUUAAAUUUAGCAAAUUCUUUUAAUUGUCAAUUUUUAGAAACUUCUGCAAAACAAAGAAUCAAUGUCGAAGAAGCUUUCUAUAACUUGGUAAGAAGAAUCAGAGAUCAAGAAGAAGCCAAAGCUAACCCUCCAUCAACUGCAACUCAACAAAACAAUAAUCCAUCUUCUAAUAAUAAAUCUAAUAACACUCCUAAUAAUGAUGCAAAUCAAGCUAUACAGAAUAAGAAUGGCUCUACUACUAAUAAACCAGACACACCAGCACAAAAGAGGCUGCAGCAACAAACGGCAGCUCAACAAUCGGCUGCUCAAGCAAAGGAGAAAUCGGGCUGUUGUGUAAUUGUGUGA